UAAAAUUUGGUGAAAUCUCAGGCUGGACGUUCUUAUAAAAAAAUAGUGUUAUCUACGUCAAAUCAAGAUAUCCCUUCGUUACUUGUUGUGGUUGUUUCUUGUUUCUUUUGAUUUCGGGGGAACUCUCGUCGCGAGCGGAAGAUCGAUUUUCGCAAGCGCGCCUAAAUCCUCGAGUAGCCCAGCCUAUCAGGAAGCAGGGUUGAGCACGCGCGUUGUGACGCACCCUUCCCUCUCGGUUUCUGUGGCAACUUCAUAAAUAUUUAUGCGAAGAUUUCUCAGUCACAAAAAGCCAGACGUUUUUCACGAGGAAGUCUAUCAGUUUUACUUUCAGAAAAAUUAUUUGAAUUGUUCUCAACUAAAGAUGUCUGCGUUUGCGAGGAGCGCCCGAUUUGGUUGCCCUUCAAGGUCAAAUAUGUUGAGGCUGAAAUUUGACAAGUCAUCGCUUUGCCCUCGAAAGGUGGUUAUCCCACCUUCCUCUUGCAAGCGGCCGAGCUCGACACUGAGCAAGAAAGGAAGCGAUUGGAAGCCACCGGUGAUCAGAGGGAACGAAGCAGUCUCAACACAGCUUAGUGCAGUCCCUGAUAAUACGGCAGCACCUGCUUGUCGACAAGAAAGUCGCGAAUUUGCAAAUAAGGGAUCUCCUGAUAAGAUCACAGACACAAUCAAGCACUCUACUUGUGUGGUCCCAGUUAUCUCGGGAGCUAGGAUUCAAGAAGAUCUAAAACACUACAAACAACAAACUGAAACCUUGGAAAGUCUUUUUGCCGCAGUAAAUCAUAACAAUGAAAACCUCAUUAACGAAAACCUCCUCCUUCAAGCUGAACUAGAUAAUCUAAACAAUGAGCUUAAAGCCAAAGACAACAGGAUUGAAUCCCUUCAAGAUGAGCUUGAACGUAUGGAAAAUGAGAAAACAGAGCUAAGGGUGGAGCUGAGGGGAGCAGAGAGGUCUACAGAGGCCACCAAGGGUGUGAUGGCGACGAUGAAAGAAAUGCUCAGGAAGAAUGAUGAGCAGAAAUUAGCUCUGCAGAAGUACAUCGAUGAUCUUGAGCUGGAGAACAGUGAACUCACUUCACAGCUCGGUAGAUCAUUAGAAAAUCUGAAACAUCUCGACCAGAUCCAUGAGAACACAGCAGUCUCCAGUGAGAAUGCCCUUGAGAGAAUAUCAGGACAGGUUGAUGUGCUGAAUACAGCGCUCAAAAAGCUAAGAGAAGAGAAUUCAAGACUAAAGAGUAAGCUAGGUGCUAUAAAAGAUCAUGCUUGGGAAUCUGUACCCAAAGAGACCCCCAAAACAUCCUUUGCCUCACAGAAAGUCAUCAAGCUAUCAAGUCCAUCCACAGACCUGACACUAGACCAGGUGCACAACCAUGUCUUCCUGGCACUAACAACUCUCAGCCAAUCAGAGAGGGAGCUAAUUAGCCAGCGCAACUUCAGGCGUUUAAAGAUGGUUCGUGUUAACCUGAUGGACGCCCUGAAUUGUGUGAGUGGUCAUGUGAUAGGCAAGCCCCUAGGAGCACCUUUGAUAGCUGGACAAGUGCACCAUUGUUAGUGGCCUAGUCUCUGCAAUAGACUGUCCCUGUUCUGCCCUGAGGGAACUGAAUAUGUACUCCACUUGGGAAAACAAUGAGAACAACAAAUGUAUCAAAUUUAUUGACCAAUACUACAAUAUCUCCAUACAUGUAAUUAAAUAUAGAAAUAAUAUGUAAUUAUUCCAAUAAUUAUCAAUGUUAAUUGGGCUGAUUUCAGUAUGAUGUGAAUAUCUUAAUAAACUGACAGCCAUACAGUACCUAGAGAGUAAGAUAUUUCAUCAUGUGAUGUUUGUUAUGUUCAAAUAUAGAGUAAUUGAUUACUCUCAGGGGGUGGAGAUAAUUUUAGAAUAGUUUUCAAGAAAGAUUUAUUCGUUGAUUCCUAUAAAACGUGACAGACUAUACAACAGGGCUUUAGCAAGGGGUGGGGCACUGGGGUAUUGGUACAUCCUCCCCUGUAUUUAAAAAAAAGAAAUGACUAGUAAGGAUGUGGCUGGUCCCCCUAUAUUUUUCUUAAUCUUUCUGUAUUAUAUCCCUUUCUGUAUAUAUUCUGUAUUAUAUCCUCCCAUAUUUAAAUGUCUGGUACUACAUGAAAAAAUCGCUGGGCUCACUUGUUCGUUUUUUAAUACUGCACAACUCGUGAAUAAAAACUGUACAAAGCAUUAUAUACAUACUGAGAAAUUUAUCAUAAGCUUAUUACAUAACAUUUUAUUAGACUUGGCUGAAGAGGCUCCGAUGUGCUGUUCGACGGUUCAGUUGAAGACAGACAUUGAAAUGAAUCCGUCUCGCUAAUGUCACGCACGAAUCUGUAUCUCAUGUUACACAAGUAGUGCACUUUUUAAUCUCUAAAAUCUCGACAUCUAUGAAAAAAAUAAAUUACUGAAUGGAAAAUGCUUGUACGAUUUUUAUGCACUCGUUGAUGCGUUGGGAUUGAAGCUAUUCAAGUACAGUGAAAAAAUAUCGUUCGUCCAAUCAGAACCGCGAACGACUUUUCUUUACGGUGAAAAAACACCGUUCGCGUCUCCGAAUGGCUGAGACCAGUGAACGAACGAAAAUUUACUGAAUAUGUUUUCAGUGAGUAUUUCUCAGUAUGUAUAUAAUAAAGAUCAAUACUAGAUGAAUGCAUAUCAGUGGGUUUGUAUUCUGAAGUUUAGUACAGCACACGACCAGCAGGUCCACUUUCGAGGCUUUAGAAUUUAGAGAUUUUGAGAUGUAAGGCGCAAAAUUACAUCAGAGCAAUGGUACACACUACAGAGUGAAACUCAAACUUUGUGCGGAACGUGUCAUGUUCUGUUGGUAAUGAAGAAA
Messenger RNA from Nematostella vectensis (starlet sea anemone), 2831 nucleotides. RefSeq names its product myosin heavy chain, muscle. NCBI's taxonomy places the organism in Eukaryota, Metazoa, Cnidaria, Anthozoa, Actiniaria, Edwardsiidae. Bases 263 to 1546 code for a protein of 427 amino acids. The record is from RefSeq and is a predicted model, not a curated record. The transcript has 3 exons.